Messenger RNA from Astyanax mexicanus (Mexican tetra), 12566 nucleotides. It is a transcript of the gene dnah7, whose product is annotated as dynein, axonemal, heavy chain 7. Gene Ontology annotation, molecular function: calcium ion binding; dynein light intermediate chain binding; ATP hydrolysis activity. Lineage: Eukaryota; Metazoa; Chordata; Actinopteri; Characiformes; Acestrorhamphidae. The coding region runs from base 318 to 12290 and encodes 3990 amino acids. The transcript has 65 exons. Gene Ontology annotation, cellular component: dynein complex. Gene Ontology annotation, biological process: microtubule-based movement. The record is from RefSeq and is a predicted model, not a curated record.
UAGUAACUGCAGUAGCAACGACAACUUUCCCUGAGCGCUGAAAUAACCCGCUUCAGUUAUAUUAACUCAGUCUGACAGCUCUACUACUCUCAUUAUUCACAAUAAUAAUAAUAUCUGAAGUGUAUGUUCAUCAACGAGGCGCUGCUUUAUUCGUUUUAAACGCUGGAACGUCGCUUUAACCGCAGCUGACCGUCUGAAGCAAUUUCGCUAAAUCUUCCUUAACUAACGAUAUUCAACAGACCUGGAGUUUUUUCCGAGUUUCUACCGGCUGAAUGUGAGUGAAAUCCUUCAAUGUAGUGCCUGAGUCUCACAGAAACAUGGAGGAUAAGGGUGCAGUGAGGAAGAAUAAGCUACCUAAGAUACCGGAAAGCUCUGUGCAUUUCCUGCCGCAGCUUCCAAAGGCUCGUGCAAAGCCUCUGUGGCAAGAUGCCACCCCUACCUUCAGCCUGCAGGUGCCAGCCAAUGAAGACACGAGCGAUUAUGGAGUGCCCCGAAAGAUUUCCAGACACACGCUUGGAGGGGUUGUGUGGCAUGGUCAGUCUCGCAGACAUCACAGCAGCAUCAAGCACAAUAAAGACCGAGAACACUUCCGCCGCGCUCUCGUCAGCCUCAUCAUGGAGCAGGAGCCUUCGACUAGUAUGACCAUCCCAGAUGACAGCUCACCACCCACUUGUGGUUCACCCACUCUCACUGAAAAGGACAUUUUGAAAUACAACCACUACAUCCAACAUGGCAUUGACACAGAACAGGUGGCGAACAUGGAAGACUCCUGGCUUGCCAACAUCCUGGACUUGGUACCGACCCAGCUGAGGAGUCUAACAAGACCCAUUGAGGUUUUCUCUGAGGAGAUGGGCGAGGACUACCUGCUCAGCGUUAAAAAAUCUAUAGUGAAUUACGCGGUACAGGAUCCAAGAGAAAAGAACGAAAAGAAGGUCAGGGAUCUACCGCCUCACAGAAAAGAACUGGAGGUUUUGCCAAAACCGUGGAAGAAAUCCUUCCACCAGGCCCAGAAAAGGAUGAGAGAUCGGCUCCACUCCAUCAACCCCACCAUGCUGCAUGUGUUGGAUCUAUGGCAUGUGUCCUUCAAGAAUUUACGGCUUAUUGAUGAACAGGAAUUCCACACCAGGCAGGAGCCCAUGGAGCUCUCAGUCUUCCAGAAGUUGAUCAGCAGACACACUGAAAGUGCCAGAGACAUCCUGCUAAAUAAGUGGUUUCCUGAGUUGCAUCGCAUCUACUUCCAGGGGACCAAGCGCAAACAUGUCCCCAGUGAUUCUAAUCCAGCCAAACUGCAGUCCUUCUUCAACUGUGCAGCAGCACUGAUGACCUCCCAAAUCCAGAACCUGGCCCUGGAAUCCGUCCAGGACUACACAAACCUACUAGCUCACGACCCACAGUCAACAAGGCCCUACAAGCAUCCAGGUUUUGUUCUGCAUUUGGUUCUAGAGCAGAAAGAGAUCAAGUUUCAGCCUGAUUUUCAAGAUUUUGAGGUCGUAUUAUUAAAUGUCUACGACACAAUGCUGAAGUCGAUCAGCUUGAUGCCUCGAGUGGAGACAAAGCUCUACUCAGAAUGGCCGGGCACAGAGACGCCCAGCGGCCUGAAUCCCAUCAUCCUGCCGGAAAUCCUGCAGACUCAGAAAGAGGAGGUGCAGCGGGUUAUCCACGUGGAGUGCUCUGGACCAAUAAAGCACGUCCGCUUAUACGACAAAUAUGCUUCUCUAGUAUCCAAUCAGGCCCAGGAGGAUGUUGAGCAGUUCCUGCGCGAGCAGCACUCCUUCCAGGAGAUGAUGAUGGAGAUGAAACGCUAUCAACAGCUGGCUGAUGAAUUGUCUGACUCCAAUAAGGUGGCAAGAAUUGGCAUGUUUGAGGUCCAGUCCCAUGACCUUGUCCAAGCCCUGGUCAAGCGUGCAGAGGGUCUCAGAGAAGUAUUACUCACUCACAUGCUGCAGGACCACCAGCUUUCCAAUAAAAAGUUAUGUGAGGAGUUUGAGGAGAUUGUUAAAAAGGCCCUCAGCACACCUUCAGACACACAAGAACUCAUGGCGCUCAAGGCCUACAUGGAGAAAGUUGAGACCAAAGAGAUGCCCAUGCUGGAGCUGAAACUCAGAGACUCAAAGACUCGCCUGUUCUUUUUGAUUGAGAACGUCAUGUUUAAGCCCACAGACAUGCGCCUAAACACGGACGUUUUUAAGUGGCAGAAGCGCAUGCCUUCUGUCUUCGAAGAACACAGAGGCAUCGCUACUGAGAAGACUGAGCAGUUUCAGAAAGGCCUCAAGUUGCGGUGUGAUAGGUUUGUUGAGGUUCUGGAGAAGUACAGCAAGCAGGUGGAGGAGUUUGCAACUUUCGGGGAAGUCUCUGAGCUCAGCAAGUAUCUGAAAAAAGCUCAGGCACUCAACUCCAAACUAGAGGAUGCAAUGGAGAAGAUCGAUGGUUUUAAUUCAGAAGAGGAAGCGUACGGAUGGCCCAUCUCCCAGUACCCGCAGCGCAAGAAGGUCCAGGAGCAGCUUCUGCCAUAUCUGAACCUUUACCAGACAGCGUCUGACUUCCAGGCCCAGCACCAGCAGUGGCUCAACGGGCCUCUGACCUCAGUCAGCCCAGACAAGGUGGAGAGCGACAUCGGCAACUUCUGGCGCACUCUGUACAAACUGGAGAAGAGCUUCCAGGAGUCGCCCUGUGCCCUCGGCAUCACCACCCACAUAAAGGCUGAGGUGGAGGCUUUCAAAAAGCACAUCCCCCUAGUGCAGGUGCUGUGUAAUCCGGGCCUGCGGGACCGCCACUGGGAGGCCAUGUCAGAGGUAGUGGGCUCUCCUCUCAAACCCUCUGAGGAGGAAGCCUGUGUGUCUCACUUCCUACCCCUGCAUCUAGAGGAGCACUUGCCCAGCUUUGAGAACAUCAGUGAGUCGGCCAGUAAGGAGUUCUCCCUGGAGAAGGCCAUGGAGCGUAUGGCGGGAGAAUGGGCCGAGAUGGAGUUCUCUCUCCUGCCCUACAGAGAGACUGGCACCUCCAUCCUGCAAUCUGUGGAAGAUGUCCAAAUGCUGCUGGAUGACCACAUAGUGAAGACUCAAACAAUGCGAGGUUCACCGUUUAUCAAGCCCUUCGAGUCAGAGAUCCGGGACUGGGAGGGUAAACUGCUCUUGCUACAAGAUAUUCUGGAUGAAUGGCUGAAGGUGCAGUCUACCUGGCUCUACCUGGAGCCAAUCUUCAGCUCUCCAGACAUCAUGGCUCAGAUGCCUGAGGAGGGGCGCCACUUCACCAAUGUGGAUAAAAUCUGGAGGGACACCAUGAAGCAAGUCAGCCUGGAUAAGCACGUCCUGGCAGUGGUGGCAAUUGAUAAGAUGCUGGACAAGCUGAAGAAGAGCAAUAAUCUACUGGAGCUCAUUCUGAAGGGUCUGAAUGAAUAUCUGGAAAAGAAGAGACUCUUCUUCCCUCGUUUCUUCUUUCUGUCUAAUGAAGAACUGCUGGAGAUACUUUCAGAGACUAAAGAUCCAACCAGGGUACAGCCCCACUUAAAGAAGUGCUUCGAGGGCAUCGCCAGCGUGGUCUUCACUGACGUUCUGGACAUCACCCACAUAAAGAGCAGCGAGGGCGAGGUGGUGACCCUGCUGGACACCAUCUCCACCUCUAAAGCGCGUGGCCAGGUGGAGAAAUGGCUAUUGGAGCUGGAGAGUGGCAUGAUAAAAUCCUUACACAAGGUGAUAGGUGAAGCAGUCGAGGCUUACCCUAAGGACCUGAGGAUCAACUGGGUGCGGGCGUGGCCGGGCCAGACGGUGCUGUGCGUCUCACAGGUCUACUGGACCAAACACAUUCAUGAUGCCUUUCAUGAGGGACCAAAGGCUCUUGAAGGUUACUUGCAUCAGAACAACACUCAGAUAGACGACAUUGUGGCGCUGGUGCGUGGGAAGCUGUCCAAACAGAACAGAGUGACCCUGGGAGCUCUGGUGGUGCUGGACGUUCACGCUCGAGAUGUCCUGGCCUCGCUCGUACAGAAGAGCGUGGACGACGAGAACAACUUCGAGUGGCUCAGCCAGCUACGUUACUACUGGACUGAGAACCAGCUUCAGACCAAAAUGAUUAAUGCUGGCCUGGCGUACGGCUAUGAGUACCUUGGGAACACUCCACGGCUGGUCAUCACACCCCUCACCGAUCGCUGCUACAGAACUCUAUUUGGAGCACUGCAUCUGCACCUGGGAGGAGCUCCCGAGGGUCCUGCCGGCACAGGGAAGACUGAAACCACAAAAGACCUGGCCAAAGCUGUGGCCAAGCAGUGCGUGGUCUUCAACUGCUCAGAUGGCCUUGACUACAUUGCUCUGGGCAAGUUCUUUAAGGGCUUGCUGUCCUGUGGUGCGUGGGCAUGCUUUGACGAGUUCAACCGUAUCGACUUGGAAGUGCUGUCAGUGGUGGCACAGCAAAUUUUCACCAUUCAGAGAGGUAUUGCAAACCAUUCGGAGAAGCUGCUGUUUGAGGGCACCGAGCUGACACUCAACCCAACCUGCGCCGUGUUCAUCACCAUGAACCCGGGCUACGCCGGCCGCUCUGAACUUCCGGACAACCUGAAGGCGCUAUUCCGGACCGUGGCGAUGAUGGUGCCAGACUAUGCCCUGAUUGCGGAGAUUGUUCUGUACUCCUGUGGCUUCGUAACGGCCCGUCCACUCUCCGUGAAGAUCGUGGCCACUUACAGGCUGUGCUCCGAACAGCUGUCCUCUCAGAGUCACUACGACUACGGCAUGAGGGCCGUCAAAUCUGUGCUGACCGCUGCAGGCAACCUGAAGCUGAAGUUCCCAGAGGAAAACGAGGACAUUCUGUUGCUGAGAUCCAUCAUCGACGUAAACCUUCCUAAGUUUUUGGCUCAUGAUCUGCCAUUAUUUGAGGGCAUCACUUCAGAUCUUUUCCCCGGUGUGAAGCUCCCCAAACCAGACUACCGUAUUCUGCAGGAGGCCAUUAAAGAGAACAGCGACAAGAUGAACCUGCAGGUGACAGACUUCUUUGCCGAGAAGAUCCUGCAGGUGUACGAGAUGAUGAUCGUGCGUCACGGCUUCAUGCUGGUGGGGGAGCCUUUUGGAGGGAAGACCAGUGCCUAUCGAGUGCUGGCUGCUGCACUGAAUGAUAUCUGUGAAAAGGGCCUGAUGGAGGAGAAUAAGGUGCAAAUCACUGUUAUCAACCCAAAGUCCAUCACCAUGGGCCAGCUCUAUGGUCAGUUUGACCCAGUUUCCCACGAGUGGUCGGAUGGCAUCCUGGCUGUCAGCUAUAGAGCGUUCGCUACAUCUCAGACUCCGGACAGGAAGUGGCUGAUCUUUGAUGGCCCAGUAGACGCAGUGUGGAUCGAGAACAUGAACACAGUGCUGGAUGACAACAAAAAGCUGUGCCUGAUGAGCGGAGAGAUCAUCCAGAUGUCCCCGCAGAUGAGCCUCAUCUUCGAGCCCAUGGACUUGGAGGUGGCGUCUCCUGCCACGGUGUCUCGCUGUGGAAUGAUCUAUAUGGAGCCACAUAUGUUGGGUUGGAGGCCCCUCAUGCUGUCCUGGCUCAACACACUGCCCUCUACAGUUAGCCCCAAGCACAAAGACCUCCUCACCAGCCUGUUCGAUCACACUCUGCCCGCCUGCCUACAGUUUAUCCGCAAAGGAACCAAGGAGCUGUCUCCAACAUCUGACACUAACCUGGUGAAGUCUCUGAUGAAUCUAAUGGACUGCAUGAUGGAUGAGUUCAGGGAGGAGGGCCAGAUCAAGGGGAUGAGUGAGAGAGACAUCUGCUCUUGGCUCGAGGGUAUUUUUAUCUUCUCUCUGGUGUGGUCAGUGGGAGGCAGUUGUUUGGAGGCUGGACGGCUGAAGUUUGAUGGGCUGCUGAGGGAGGUGCUGACCGCAGGUCUGAGUAAGGAGACUCGGCAACGAUAUGGCAUCCUAGAGCACGUAGAGCCACCGACCAAGCAGCUGACUGUGCCCUUACCCACUGAGGGCACACUGUACCAGUACCACUUCAUCAAAGAGGGUCCAGGAAGGUGGGAGCUGUGGACAGAGGAGCUGAAGCAAGCACCCCCCAUCCCCAAGGAUGUUGAGUUUAAUGAGAUCAUUGUGCCCACGGAGGACACGGUGCGCUAUACAGCGCUGAUGGAGCUGCUCGUCACUCACCAGAAGCCCACCGUCUUUGUGGGGCCUACAGGAACUGGCAAGAGUGUCUACAUCAUAGACUUCUUGUUGAAUCGUCUGAACAAGGACACAUACAGCCCUCUGCUCAUCAACUUUUCAGCCCAGACCACCGCUGCUCAAACACAGAACAUCAUCAUGUCCAAGCUGGAUAAAAGGAGAAAAGGAGUGUUUGGCCCACCUCUAGGAAAGAAAGCGGUGGUGUUUGUGGAUGAUGUGAACAUGCCGGCCAGGGAGACGUACGGUGCUCAGCCACCCGUGGAGCUUCUGCGUCAGUGGCUGGACCACUGGAACUGGUAUGACACAAAGGACCGCUCCAUGAUCAAUCUGGUGGAUAUCCAAAUCAUGUGUGCCAUGGGGCCUCCAGGUGGUGGUAGGAACCCAGUAACCCCUCGCUUUCUCCGUCAUUUUAACACAAUUACCAUCAAUGAAUUUGAUGAGAAAACCAUGUACACCAUCUUCUCCAGGAUCCUGAACUGGCACUUGUCCAUACGAUUCCCCUUUCCGAAGCCAUUUUCCAGCCUCACCUCCCAGAUAGUGGAUGCUACGAUGGCGGUGUAUCAGGAAGCCGCUAAGAAACUGCUGCCCACGCCGGCCAAAUCCCACUAUCUCUUCAACCUGCGCGAUUUCUCUCGUGUCAUCCAGGGCGUUUGUUUAUCUCGCCCAGAGACCGCAGACGACCCUAAAGCUAUUAAACGGCUUUGGGUGCAUGAGGUGCAGAGGGUUUAUUACGAUCGCUUGGUCCACCCCUCUGAUCAAACCUGGAUGGUGGAAUACUUGCAGGAAGUCUGCCAGUCACACCUAAAGGAGGACUUCCACCAGCUCUUCAAGCAUCUGGACUUCGACUCGGACGGCCGCGUGACUGAAGACGACCUGCGCAGCCUCAUGUUCUGUGACUUCCACGACCCCAAGGGAGAAGACCGCAGCUACCGUGAGGUGGGAGACCUGGACCAGCUGCGGCAGGUGGUGGAGUCCCACCUGGAGGAGUUCAACAAUGUCAGUAAAGCACCUAUGAACUUGGUGCUCUUCCGCUUCGCCAUCGAGCACGUCUGCAGGAUCUCCCGCAUCAUCAAGCAGCCUCGCGGCCACGCGCUCUUGGUUGGCGUCGGGGGCAGUGGUCGGCAGUCCCUCACCCGCCUGGCUGCCCACAUGGCAGGAGCCGACCUUUUCCAGGUGGAGAUCUCAAAAAGCUAUGGCGUGGUUGAGUGGCACGAGGAUCUCAAGCUCAUCCUGCGCAAGUCCACGUUCGGGGACACCCACGGAGUCUUCCUCUUCACCGACACCCAGAUCAAGAAGGAGUCCUUUUUGGAAGAUGUUAGCAACCUGCUCAACACGGGGGAGGUGCCCAACCUCUUCGCCGUGGACGAGAAGCAGGAAAUCUGCGAGCGCAUGCGAGUCCUGGACCGCCAGCGGGAACGGGAGAAGCAGACGGACGGAAGCGUACUGGCACUUUUCAACAUGUUCCUGGAGCGCUGCCGCAGCCAGCUACAUGUGGUGUUGGCAAUGAGCCCUAUUGGAGAUGCCUUUAGGGGCCGUCUGCGGCGUUUCCCUGCACUUAUCAACUGUUGCACCAUAGACUGGUUCCAGAGCUGGCCUGAGGAUGCUCUGCAGGCUGUGGCAUCUCGUUUCUUGGAGGAUAUUGAGAUGACGGAUGAGGCUCGCUCCGGCUGCAUCGACAUGUGUCAGAGCUUCCACACCUCCACCAUCAAUCUCUCAGCACGCUUCCUCUCCGAGCUGCAGCGCUACAACUAUGUCACACCUACCUCCUACCUGGAGCUCAUCUCCACCUUUAAAGUUCUGCUGGAACGCAAGAGAGCCGAGGUGAUGAAGCUAAAGCAACGUUACGAGGUGGGCUUGGAGAAGCUGGAGUCAGCCUCCACUCAGGUUGCCGCCAUGCAGGUGGAGUUGGAGGCCCUUCAGCCAGAGCUCCGUGUGGCCACUAAAGAGGUAGAUGAGACGAGGGUGGUGCUCGAGCGUGAAUCAGUGGAGGUGGCCAAGACUGAAGCAGUGGUGCAAGUGGAAGAGUCCGAGGCCAUGGAGAAGGCCAUGGCUUCCAAGGCCAUCGAGGACGAGUGCAAUGCAGACCUGGCUGUAGCCCUCCCCAUCCUGGAGUCAGCUCUGUCUGCGCUCGAUACACUCACCACACAGGAUAUCACUGUGGUGAAGUCAAUGAAGAGUCCUCCAGCUGGAGUCAAGCUGGUGAUGGAGGCCAUCUGUAUCCUGAAGGGCAUCAAACCCGACCGCGUUCCUGAUCCCUCCGGCUCCGGCAAAAAGGUGGAGGACUUCUGGGGUCCAGCUAAGAAGCUUCUGGGUGAUAUGAGGUUUCUGCAGAGUCUACACGAGUACAACAAAGACAACAUCCCACCCGCAUACAUGACCAUCAUCCGCAACAAGUACAUUACCAACCCUGACUUUGUUCCAGAGAAGAUUCGUACAGCCUCCACCGCUGCUGAGGGCCUCUGCAAAUGGGUCUGUGCUAUGGACUCUUACGACAGGGUUGCUAAAGUAGUGGCCCCCAAGAAAGAGAAACUGGCUCAGGCAGAGGGACAGGUGAAGGUGUCUAUGGACAGCCUCCAGAAGAAGCAGGCUGCUUUGAAGGAGGUCAAGGAGAAGAUUGAUAAGCUGAAAAAAACCUUGGAGGAGACCAAGAACAAAAAGGCAGACCUGGAGAAUCAGGUGGAGUUGUGCAGUAAGAAGCUGGACCGGGCGGAGCAGCUGAUUGGUGGUCUGGGGGGAGAGAAGACACGCUGGAGUGAAACUGCACUGAACCUGGGAGAGCUCUACAACAACCUGACCGGAGAUAUCCUCAUCUCAGCCGCUAUAGUGGCCUACCUCGGAGCUUUCACUUCCAGUUACAGACAGAUUGCUAAAGAUGAGUGGAUUGAGCUUUGUAAGGCCAGGAAGAUCCCCUGCUCUAAGAACGUGUCUCUGAUGAACACUCUGGGUGAGCCUGUGAAGAUCCGGAGCUGGAAUAUAGCGGGGCUUCCCUCCGACAGCUUCUCCAUCGACAACGCCAUCAUUAUCUCGAACUCCAAUCGUUGGCCGCUGAUGAUCGACCCACAGGGACAGGCUAACAAGUGGGUGAAGAACAUGGAGAAGGCCAACAGCCUGCGCAUCAUUAAACUGAGCGACUCUGACUUUGUGAGAACCCUGGAGAACUGUAUUCAGUUUGGAACGCCAGUGCUGCUAGAAAACGUGGGUGAAGAGCUGGACCCCAUUCUGGAGCCGUUGCUGUUGAAGCAGACUUUUAAGCAGGGUGGAAGCUUGUGUAUCCGUCUCGGAGAUUCCACCAUAGAGUACGCUCCCAAUUUCCGCUUUUACAUCACAACCAAACUGCGCAACCCACACUAUCUACCUGAAACAUCCGUCAAGGUUACGCUUCUGAACUUUAUGAUCACGCCUGAAGGUAUGCAGGACCAGCUGCUGGGCAUAGUCGUGGCUCGGGAGCGGCCGGACUUAGAAGAGGAGAAGCAAGCUCUCAUACUGCAGGGAGCCGAGAACAAAAGACAGCUGCAGGAGAUCGAGGACAAGAUCCUGGAAGUGCUCUCCUCAUCCAAAGGCAACAUUCUGGAGGACGAGACAGCAAUUCAGAUUCUCUCUUCCUCAAAAGUGUUGGCCAAUGAGAUCUCCGAGAAGCAGGCCAUCGCCGAGAGAACAGAGCAGAAGAUUGACGAGACCCGCAUGGGCUACACGCCCAUCGCCGUCCACUCAGCCAUCCUGUUCUUCUCCAUCGCUGACCUCGCCAACAUCGAACCCAUGUACCAGUACUCGCUGACUUGGUUCAUCAACUUGUUCAUCCUGUCCAUCGACAACUCGGACCAGAGCAACGUCCUGGAAGAGAGGCUGCAGAUACUGAGGGAUCACUUCACCUAUUCGCUGUACGUUAACGUGUGCCGCUCGCUCUUUGAGAAGGACAAAUUACUGUUCUCCUUCUGUCUCAAUGUCAACCUGCUAAAACACAACAAACAGAUUGAUGAUGAUGAGUGGCGUUUUCUGCUGACGGGUGGUGUAGGUCUGGACAACCCUCACUCUAACCCCUGCACAUGGCUGCCCAAGAAAUCCUGGGAUGAGGUCUGCCGAUUGGACAGUCUGGAGCGCUUCAAGGGCCUGCGCAAGGACCUGGCCGACCUGAAGGACGGCUGGAAAGAGGUUUAUGACAGCAAGAACCCUCAUCACACCUGCUUCCCAGGAGAGUGGCAGGAGAAACUGGGACAGUUCCAGAGAAUGUUGGUUAUACGCUGCCUGAGACCAGACAAGGUCAUCCCCAUGGUUCAGGAGUUUGUGUCUGGCAACUUGGGCCAUCAGUUUAUCGAGGUGCCCCCCUUUAACCUGGGAAAGGCAUUUGGGGACAGCCACUGCUGUGCCCCCCUCAUCUUCAUCCUCUCGCCCGGAUCAGACCCCAUGGCAGCGCUACUCAAAUUCGGAGAUGAGCAGGGCUUCACAGGAAACAAGCUGACCUCUCUGUCUCUGGGUCAAGGCCAGGGCCCCAUCGCCAUGAGCAUGAUCGAGACAGGUGUGAAGGAAGGCACCUGGGUGGUCCUGCAGAACUGCCAUCUGGCCACAUCCUGGAUGACCACCCUAGAACGAGUGUGCGAGGAGCUGAACCCAGACACCACUCACCCGGACUUCCGUCUGUGGCUCACAAGUUACCCCUCUCCUAACUUCCCUGUGGCCGUCCUGCAGAACGGAGUCAAAAUGACCAAUGAGGCCCCUAAAGGGCUGCGCUCAAACAUCAUCGGCUCCUUCAACAUGGAUCCCAUCUCUGACCCAAAUUUCUUCAGCAGCAGCUCCAAACCAGCUGCCUUUAAGAAGCUGCUGUAUGGCCUGUGUUUCUUCCACGCCCUGACCCAGGAGAGGAGGAAGUUCGGCCCCCUGGGCUGGAACAUCCCCUAUGAGUUCAAUGAGACAGACCUGCGCAUAUCCGUCCAGCAGCUUCACAUGUUCCUGGACCAGUAUGAAGAGGUACCGUUUGAUGCGCUGCGCUAUAUGACCGGAGAGUGUAACUACGGAGGCAGAGUGACGGACGACUGGGACCGCCGGACCCUCCGCACCAUCCUCUCCAUCUUCUACACAGCCAGCAUCAUCACAGACCCCCAAUACAAAUUUGACCCCAGUGGCAUUUACUAUUCACCAACCGAGGGAGAUCACAACAGUUACAUUGAGUACACCAAGUCCCUCCCACUGUACCCUUCACCCGAGAUCUUCGGCAUGAACGCCAAUGCAGACAUCACCAAGGACCAGGUGGAGACGCAGCUCCUGUUCGACAGCAUCCUGCUCACUCAGUCUCGAACGUCUGGAGGUGCUGCGAAGUCAUCAGAUGACAUGGUGUACGAGGUGGCAGCAGAUAUUCUGAGCAAGCUGCCGCCGGACUUCAACACGGAGGCAGCAAUGCGUAAGUUCCCCACCAGCUACAACCAGAGCAUGAACACGGUGCUGGUGCAGGAGAUGGGCCGCUUCAACAAGCUCCUGCAGACCAUACGAGACUCCUGCAUCAACAUCCAGAAGGCCAUCAAGGGUCUGGUGGUGAUGUCCGCUGAGCUGGAGGAAGUUGUGACGAGUAUUCUGAAUGGCCGCAUUCCCAGCAUGUGGAUGAAGAAGUCUUACCCAAGCCUCAAACCCCUGGGUGGAUACGUCAACGACUUCCUGGAGAGGCUGGCCUUCCUGCAGGGGUGGUAUGAUAAUGGCAUGCCUCCGAUCUUCUGGAUGUCGGGCUUCUUCUUCACUCAGGCCUUCCUGACAGGAAGCCAACAAAACUACGCUCGCAAACACACUAUCCCCAUCGACCUGCUGGGCUUCGACUUCGAGGUCAUGGACGACAAGGAGUACAGACAGCCUCCUGAGGACGGCGUCUACAUCAGAGGCCUGUUCCUGGACGGCGCUCGGUGGGACCGGAAUAAGAAGCUUCUUGCAGAGUCUUACCCCAAGAUCCUCCACGACACCAUGCCUGUGAUUUGGCUGAAACCCUUGAGAAAGCAGGACGUACCCCAGCGCCUCUGCUACCUCUGUCCUGUCUACAAGACCAGCGAGCGCCGCGGCACCCUGUCCACCACGGGUCACUCCACCAACUACGUCAUCGCCAUGACCCUCAACUCAGACAUCUCUCCCGAGCACUGGAUCCGCCGCGGCGUCGCCCUGCUGUGCCAGCUCAACUCCUGAGCACACAGGAUUAUACUAUAAUCAACAUACACACAUCCUUAUACUAUAAUCAUCAAUAUUCUCACUUAUACACUAUUUUACUGUACCUUCCAGCUGUGUAAUUUAAAUAAGGCUGGGGAAUGGGGUUUAAAGUUAAGUUCUAAAUGAUCAAUUCUUUUACAGGAAAUCAAACAUUUAACAGAAUGAAGAAUAUAUUGAGUUUGUUUCAAUGAGAAAGAAAAAUAAAAAAUGACUGAGAAACUCAGUGCUCAAUAAAUGCUAAAUUGUCUUCAAGGA